Molecule: messenger RNA, 207 nt
Organism: Cadophora gregata
Lineage: Eukaryota; Fungi; Ascomycota; Leotiomycetes; Helotiales; Ploettnerulaceae
Exons: 2
Coding region: 1-207 (68 amino acids)
Source: RefSeq, a predicted model, not a curated record
AUGUCUGGAAUUGAUUCCAACGCUCGAAGGGAAGUCAAUAACGCGCUCAUUAGCUCCGGGAACGCCGCCGUGGGACAGAUGGUUGACACUGCCAACUCUUCUAUCGAGAAGCGUCGCAAGAACAAAGAGGAGCGAGAGAAACGCGAGGCUGAAGAGAGGGCAGCUAGGGAGAAGGCAGAAGCCGCUAAGGGCGGUGCAUCCGGCUAG